AUGUCUCCAUUACGCUCUGUAUCCACCCCGAAUGCGGGUACUGAAAGUGGGACUGAUACCCUAUGCAUUCCCCCUCUCCCCUACGACAACGAAUACUGCUCGAUCCGGAGCCUCGAUUUGCGCAUGUACACUGCCGUUGGCUCUCCAGGGCCCCAGCCGUUCCCCCAACGCCGGCCCCUUACCCGUCUAUCCUCCGAUACGACAUUUGCCCAGCCACUGGUUCCCCUGUCUGAUUCAGACUCAGACGGCUCCGACUUAGAAUUGGAUAUUGAAGGAGAUGCAGUUAUUAGAGGGUUCGGAAUUGACGACGAUGUGGAGAUACAUGAUGCAGACCCCGAGGAUGGUCAGGAUCUUAGUAUACUCGAAGGUCAGGAAGACGACGAGGCAGACCAGAGUUGGCACACCGCCACCCCAUUUACGCCCGGCAAUUCGUUCUUUUCGAACGUGCUUUCGCCAAACAAUAACGAGCUACCCGCGAGGCCCAACCUCACUCGUACACCCAGUUCGAGGCCAACGAUAUUGGAGGAAUUGCAGCCGCCAAAGGCCAAGCGCAGGUCUAUGGACCAUGCACUUACGGCCGGAGCAAUGUCCAAAUUGUUGCUGACUCCUAGCCGGUCACGACAUCGUGAGCCCGCGCCGGAACGGAGUUCGCCGCCUGAAACAGCAUCUCCUGCCUCACCAACACGUAAAUUUCGUCUGGGACUUCCUCUCCCACCGCGCUCGCAUGGUGCCGAAAACUAUAGUUGGCACGGAGGAAUUGACAUGAGCUCAGAGUCAAUUCGGAAGCUGUCACUCAUAGACGACGAAUAUAACCCCGGCUCAGACCCGGACUCUCCCUCGAAAAUGUUUCCUAACGCAACCACCAUCGCUGCCAAAGGCAAAGGUCGACGGGAUCCCUCCUGGGACGCACGCAAACUGAAAUCGCUCAAACCACUUCGUCGCGGGAUCUUCGCUCCGUCUGCCGAUUCGACAAACACUGAGAUCCCAAUAAUUGAGUCUGUCCCUAGCACGGACCCUUCCUCCCCUUUCGUUCAACAAUCAACAACGUCAAAUGCUCCAAAGGAUUUUGUUGCGCCGACAUUUUCCCUUAGCGUUUUCUCGCCGCCUAGGACGUCGUCGCCGAUGAAGGCAGGGCAGAAAGGGGCUGGGUUGUUCGAGAAAGAGAUGAAUCUGAGUGGGGUGGACGGCGAGGAAACCGACAUGUUUCCGCCCAUCUCUGCGAGCUCGCCCCCACCGGUCGGGAGGCGUGGGUCCGCCUUUGCGCUUGGUCCACCCGCGCCUCAGCUCCACCCCGGUAACGCCACGUUCUCCGGUGUUUCAAGUCUACUGAGCGGCCCACUAAAGAAGAAGUUCAAGGGUGGAGCCGCGGGUGACGAUAGCGUCCAACUGGAGGAAGGGAUCCAACUCACAUCGAGUGCCAAACCCAGGACUCGUGCGCGGACAAUGUCAUUCGGACGCGGCAACUUGCCGAACAUUGGAACCGACAUCAAACUGGAACAAGUUGACGAAUUGGUCACGCCCAGGUUUGCACCUGCUACUUCCUCCUGGCCGGAUGACGAGGACAUGGACUUUGACAAGUCAAUAUUCGAUAGUAUGGUUCAGCAUACAAGCUUCUCGGUUGAUGCUGGAGGAAGCAGAAGUCUUAUUCCCGACACGCCUGUGAAGAAGGCUGUAUUUGGGCAAACCCCCGGUGAUCCUAUCACUAUGGGCGAUAGAACUAAGGGAUGGAUGACCAGCUUGCCCGAUAGGGGAGGCAAGGCAUUCGGCACUCGAGCACCCCGGCCGUCUCUUCCUAUUCGUUUCCCGGACUUCUCUCCCAGUACCCCAGACGACAGCCCGGCCGCCGGUCGCAGCAAGGUCUUGAACCUCGAGGUCCAGGCCAGCCCAACUAUGCGGUGGGGCCCUCUUGCCGAGGAGUCUCCUUCAUUGAGGCCACAUCGGAAGGCUGGCGAGAAUAGACCCCGAAGGCGGUCGAAUGCGGGUGAUAUCUCGCUCAAUUUGCGCAGCUCGGCCGUUAACGACACCCGAAAGUCGAGUCUGGGCGACUUGGGCCCGAGAAAGGGAGCUCCUGGCGAGAACUCUCUUGGAUUGCGUAAGCUCGAUGUAGGGGUCAAGAAAGCCGAGAAGUCUAAGAGUCCCAAGCGGGCUCCGGUCGGACAACAGAAACGCACUUAUGGAAGUCUAGGUGUAGGCCGGCCCGGUGUCAGGGAUGGGAUACCCGAGUUUUUGAUCGAGGGUGAGAACGAGGAUGAGGAUGCUGGGAUGAGCACGGACACUGGAAAGGAGAAGGGUGGGCUUGGGACGAGUGCGAGCGCAGGGUCGUUCUUGCCUUCGCGCCCGAACUCGUCCCACUCUGGUCCGCUGUUCAUGGCUGCGACGCCAAACUUUUUAAACGUCGGCCCUGAUUCGUUCAUGCGUCGCCCAAGCUUCGAUACCGUAUCUGGAUCGGACGGAGAGGCCAGUGUGGCAGGUACACCCACACGACGUGGACUAGGCGCGAGAAGGGGUGGUGUGCAACCUAGGCAAAGUUUAGCUGCUGCGGCCACCAGGUCCGCUCAACCUGUGGCGGGCCGACAGCUCCCAUUCGCACCCUCCAAAGGCCUUCCUCCCCUUGCAGCUCUUAAAGCAGGCCACAGGAGUUCAUUACCUGUCGCAAACUGGCGCCUUGUUACUCCUUCGCCUUCCCUCUCAUCUCUUGCGUCGCUCAUGGACACUCCUACCGCUCCUGCUCGUCGAUCUGCUGCUCGCGCCUCGCCAAUCUUGUCCAAAUGUCGACGACCUGCACAGACUCCUACCCAGAGCCACCUAGCCGAGAUUGAUCCGGAGCCAAUGGCCGCUCUCGUUCUCAAAGUCGAAAAGGACGGCCGAUUGUUCGCGGUGAAGAGGAGUAAACAAUUUGAGGGCGUAAGACACCGUCGCCGAGUCCUAGAAGAGGUCGACGUUUUGCGACAUCUUGCUAACCCCGGCCACCCGAACGUGCUACAGUUUGAGGAUGCUUGGGAGCAAGACGGUCGAAGUCUGAUGUUGACGGAGAUGUGCGAACUCGGAAAUCUUGCAGACUUUUUGAUGGAAUGGGGCGAGAAGUAUGAGAGGCUCGACGAGGCGCGGGUAUGGAAGAUCGCCAGUGACCUGAGUCAUGGUCUUGCAUUUAUCCACCACAUGGGCGUCAUUCAUCUUGAUCUAAAACCCGCGAACAUGUUCGUGACGAUUGAAGGUCGCAUUCGUAUCGGAGAUUUUGGAAUGGCAUCACGUUGGCCCCGUAUACCCUCCGAGGCGGAUAGCUCAGAUGGGUUCGAGCGUGAAGGAGACCGGGACUAUAUGGCACCAGAAAUCUUGCAGGGUGUUUACGGUUUCGGGGCCGAUGUUUUCAGUUUGGGUAUGACACUCUUGGAGUGUGCCGGCAAUAUCAUUGUGCCCGCCAUGGGUGAACCGUGGCACAAGCUCCGAAAUGAUGACCUCUCAGACGUUGAACUCGAUGGUUUCAGUCCCGAGAUUGUCGAUUUUAUUGCCACCAUGAUGCGUCGUGACGCUUCCCGACGACCGACUAUGAAAGAUGCUUGUGAUCAUGGCUGCAUCACCCGUACCCAUACUCUAAUGAUGCGUGCCAUUGAGAACGCCAAGAAACCAGGCGCUGGUCCAACGGAUGUUUUCAGAGCCUCGCCAUUCGGAAGCGAAGGUCCUGCAUUUUUGGAGGAGGUGCUCGGGCGGGCAAACGACGGGAUGGACACAUCCUAG
This is a messenger RNA of Rhizoctonia solani, 3735 nucleotides long. RefSeq names its product mitotic checkpoint protein BUB3,1. The coding region runs from base 1 to 3735 and encodes 1244 amino acids. The transcript has 7 exons. Gene Ontology annotation, biological process: protein phosphorylation. Lineage: Eukaryota; Fungi; Basidiomycota; Agaricomycetes; Cantharellales; Ceratobasidiaceae. Gene Ontology annotation, molecular function: protein kinase activity; ATP binding. The record is from RefSeq and is a predicted model, not a curated record.